This is a messenger RNA of Lichtheimia ornata, 1773 nucleotides long. RefSeq lists its product as uncharacterized. The transcript has a single exon. Bases 1 to 1773 code for a protein of 590 amino acids. The record is from RefSeq and is a predicted model, not a curated record. NCBI's taxonomy places the organism in Eukaryota, Fungi, Mucoromycota, Mucoromycetes, Mucorales, Lichtheimiaceae.
AUGAGCGUUCUGGCAGCAGUAGCUUUCCUUAACGGUGAUGAAAGCCAACCACAACAACCAUCAUCACCCAAACCCGUUGAUCAGCCUACGACUACAACUACGACCACUACUCCAACUCCAACUCCAGCUCCCGUGCCAGCACCACGUAAAAUAGACAAUAAUGAAAAACCGACAACGGCAGCGGCGAUUCAAGAAUUAAAUCGGAUUCGUACAGGUGGUGGUGCUGGUGUUGCUUCACUCAUGAGCAAGUUUGGUCAAGAUGCCCCUCCUCCCAAACGAUCCAUCUCACCCAAUAAACAGCCCCAACCUAUUAGCAAGGCUGCUCCUACACCUCCAAGGACACCUUCUCCUACAUCAUCCAAUCAAUCGAGUACUUUUGAAAAGGCUUCUUCUUCUUCAUUAUCUUCACGUGGUACACCAGCACCAGCAUCCGCUUUGGAAUAUCGUAGCACAAAGACGACAGCACAAACAAAGAUCAGCAACAGCCGUGUGAAUACUCGAACCAAUAUUGAUAUGAUGAUCGAGGAGCUCACCAUCAUGUAUCAGCAAUCCCUGGAUGAGUGCAAGGAGGCACAACAACAAUUACAGCAACUCAAAUCUGAAGCUGAAACGUAUGAAACAGAUUCCACUAAAGUACGUGAUUACGAGAUUCGAGUAGAAUACCUUGCACAAAAGCUUGAACAAGUAUCCGAUGAACGUGAUGCUUUGGAACAAGAGCUUGCUGGUUAUCGUGCCAAUCGUAGCAACAUUGAGACACCUGUGUCUCCUGUAUUCCAACACCGUUUAUCCGAUAUCUUUGACAAACGCUCAUCAGCAGAUCAAAACGAGGAUCCACAUGAAAACGAUGAAAGCAACAGCGAAUUCAUGCAUGGUUUACUUGAUGCUUAUGAAGAAGAAGACGAAGAACAAGAGGAGAAUGAGGAGCAACAAGAAGAGCAAUCCAUGUCACCUCAAGAGCAUAUCAAAUACUUGCAAGAACAACUCAAGGCGAGUGAUGUUGGAACCAAAAUGGCUGUGCAGCAAUACCUUGCCGAACUUGAAAAGGAGCGAACGGAGACCAAGGCCUUAAGGGAUGUUGUUCGAAAGCAAGAUGAAUUGAUAGCAACGUUGGAAAGCAAAAUCAUCAACAACAACAACACACCUAGCACCACGCCUGUUGUUUCAAGACCACCACGCAAAGCAAGUCUUGCUAGCCCCACCUACAAGUCAUCAUCCAACAAUGCAGCUUCAGCAGCACCACCUCUUCCCAACCAAAGCAACGUGGAGCGUCAAUUACGUGAACAACUUGAAUCACAACGUCUCGAGCUUGAAGAUAAGCGUGCCCUGUUAACGCAACUCCUGAAUGAGCGUGAAGAUAUUCUUAAAAAGGCCAAAAUGAGUGGAAAUGGGGGUCGCCCUGGGGCUUCAUCCUUUGAUCUACUUGCAGAAUUGGCACGUCCACUUGAUAACAAUAAUGGCCGCAACACACCUCCACCCACAGCACCGCCACGUGAUCCAUUACCACCUGUGCCCAACAAUGCAACAUCACCUUCCUCAGGACGUGAAUCCAUGCCAUCCAUGCGUGAUGAUGCCUCUUCGGUGACUUCUUGGUCAGCUGCAUCCGCCUCAGCAUCUGCAGCAGCCGCUGCUGUUGACAAGCACAAUGAUAGUGUGAAUGAUUUCGAAGCCAUGUAUGCCAACUAUUUGGAUUCUUCUGAGGAUGCCAAUGAACAUCACUUGUUAGCCUUACGACGUCUUGAAGGUCCAGAACAAAGAUCGCAACCAACCCAUUGA